Messenger RNA from Plenodomus lingam JN3, 1020 nucleotides. The record is from RefSeq and is a predicted model, not a curated record. Lineage: Eukaryota; Fungi; Ascomycota; Dothideomycetes; Pleosporales; Leptosphaeriaceae.
AUGUCCAGCUUGCCUCCACAUCGUCGCGCAUCAUCACAGGAUUCCAUCGGUGCAGUGCUCUCGCAGGCUCCCAAGUUCCCACCACCGAGACCCGGAUCUGGUCCAGGAAACGCAUCGCCAACGCGAAAACCGCUGCAUGAGCGCUCCCACUCGCAGACCAAUCAGCAUUCCAAUUCAACAAUUCGCAUAGUGCAGGACAAUGAUACCGAUGUCUACUCAAAAUACCCGGUCCCCAGUGAACCAUCGCAGAUUCUGGCCCCCCCUCGCAAUGCCCCAGGCUAUGGGUUUGAGAGGCCAGGAUCUCGUGUUUCAAGUGCUGGCAGCCAGGUCGCCAGCACCAUCGCCAAAUUCGAAGCCACGCGAGCCAGAACACCACAGCCGAUCCUCUCGCGCAAGAAGGGCUUCCGACACUCAGCCUCCACCAGCACGUCAGAGGCAGACACGCUCGUCAACACUUCCUUCUCCCCUGCCUCGUUGCGAUUCUCCCAAGGAAGUACACCCCCGUCCUCUCCCACGCCAGAGCCCAAGAACAAAGACAAGGACAAGGACAAAGACUGGGACAAGGGUUUGGAGGUAUUGCCCGAGGAAUCAGCCACACCUCAUCGGAGACCUACAAUCCGUGCCGUUCCCCCAUCCUCUUCGGGUGGAGACUCCCUGGAGAGCCGCAAUCGUGCAUUAACGCCCAAGGCCGCCGCUGCUUCGCCCGUUCCUGCCGCCGACCAAGCCGAAAAUAGCAAUACCGGAAACCUGUCAAGUGUCACCCACGGAGAGAGACCAUCCUCUGUCUGUGAACAAGACUCGGAUUCUCGAGAUCGAGAACACGCCCUGAGACCACAGACCUCUUGUGCCUCCAUAGCCUUCUCGGAAAUCUCCUACACCAGCAUCGACCCCACCUACCCACCGCUCACCCAUCCGCCCCCGACUCUUCAUGAAGCGCACACGGUCAGAUUCGCCAACGGAACCCGAAUCGAUUAUCCCAUUCUCUCAACUGUCAACCAUCCAGUCCAUGUCGGAUCGUGA